Molecule: messenger RNA, 1605 nt
Organism: Ictalurus punctatus (channel catfish)
Lineage: Eukaryota; Metazoa; Chordata; Actinopteri; Siluriformes; Ictaluridae
Exons: 2
Coding region: 210-1016 (268 amino acids)
Biological process (GO): positive regulation of Rho protein signal transduction; phospholipase C-activating G protein-coupled receptor signaling pathway
Molecular function (GO): G protein-coupled receptor activity
Source: RefSeq, a predicted model, not a curated record
UGCGCUUACAGAUGUUCUGGAUUUGCAUGAAACGUGACCUCAGACAUGAUACGACUAGAUAAAGACAAGACACGGGACAGGACGGGAAUCAAUGUCACAGUAAUAACAGAUUAUAAACACGCACCUACACAUAUAUACAAACGGGAGUGAAGUACAAACAGGAGAGUGGAGAAGAUUCAACAGGAAGAACACAGCAUCAGCUGAAGACAAUGAACACAUCUCUGACAAACGUGAGCCAAGCUGAAAUGGGCAUAGCCACAGUGUCGAUCGUGAUUGCAUCUCAGGUUCUGAAUCUCUGCUUGGGUCUUCCUCUGCAGUGCUACGCCAUGCAUCUGCUUCUGUCCAAACCCAGCGGAGGAGGAGGUGUGGAUGUGAAUGUGAUCUUCGCUGUGAACCUCACCUUCGUGGAGAUCCUGUACUGCCUCGUGGCUCCUCUGUACUGCCCGUGUAUCAUCAGUUUGACGCUGUGUGUUGGCGCUUUGCUGGGUUUUUGGCUCGGCACCUGCAUGAGUGGACGCUAUGUGUUCCAGUGCUUGCUGUGUUUGGAGCAGUACUUGGCCGUCAUUCAUCCCAUGAUCUUCUUAAAGUUCAAACCCAUGCGAUACCGAGUCGGGGUUGCGUCUGCAGCGUGGUUGUUUGUACUGGGAAUCGGAACUGCCUCCAGCUGCAUGUUCCCUGCGGUUCCUUACAGUGCUUUCGGGGCUGUCUACUUCAUCGUCUUCUUUCUUGACUCUUUCUGCUGCCUCUCUGUCCUCAAUGCACUGGUGCGUCCUGGCCCGAGCGAAAAGGACAAUGGGGAGAUGAGUGCCGCCAAAAAGAAGGCCUUCAAAAUCAUCUCCAUGAACCUCACAACGUUUUUGGUUCAGGUUCUCCCGAUAGUCAUCUCAUUUGGCCUCCUCAACACUCUGCCUCCGGAAAGCUUUCACCUGGGCGUGGCCAUCGGUAUGACCAUCAACAUUGCUGGAGGCUUUGUCCAUCCCAUUUAUGUUCUUCACAAAUACAGAAAACUGCCGUAGAUGAAGGACGUAUAGCUGCAGAACACCAUGCAGCAAAUUUCUAAUGCGUCCUAAUGGGCUUAAUGUGUUUCUGAGGGUCUGUAAUGGUAGUUUAGUGGAGUCUGUUGUUCCUAAGGGUUCCUAUUGGACUAAAUGCAUAUUCUUUUGGUCUGUAAUGGUAGUUCAAUUGAAUAUGUUCUUCCUAAUGGUUCUUAAUGGGGUUUAAUGUGUUUCUGAUGGACUGUAAAGGUAGUUUAAUGGAUCGUUUUCUUCCUAGUGCUUCGUUUUCUAAUCUUAUUCUGGUGGUGAUCUACCCAUGAAAAAAGGCUUUAUUGGGUUCUGGUGGUAUUUAAUACUAACCAAGAAAAUUCCUAAUGGAAAACUUUGAGAAUCUAAUGGAAAACAUUAUGCCCAUUUCUAGGUAUCUAUCUAUAUGUCUCUGACCCCGUAUAUCUGUCUGUCCACCUGUCUGUCAAUACUCAUCUGUAUCUCCAUAUGUCUGUCUGUUGUUUCUGUCUAUAUAUUUGUCUCUCUGUCAGACACAGUAACACCACUUAUAUUAUAUUUUGCACUAUACUGUAACUAUUUAUUAAAGUAAUUAAUUAAUUAA